GAUUUAUUACGGCCCCAGUACCUGAUGGAGUACACAGAAGCGGCAGUUUCUCUUGGCGUUCGUAAUUUGGAAUUAGCGUUUGAACUCAACAGUCCCCACGCGUUCUGUUCUCUCUUCUGUAAAAGUCUAGUACCAAGCAAACCAAAAAACGGCACCUGAUUCUUUGGGAAUAAUGUAAUUACAAUCAUUGCUGGGAAUAAAUGCUGCAAAACUCUUUCUUUUUUAUUAUCCCUUCUUUGCUUUUAUCUCAGCGGUCGGACGGAUCGCAUUAUCGCAAGGACCAACGAGGGGCUUUGCUGGGGAAUUUCGAGCCGAAGCUGAUUGGAAGCGAUGUUCUUGUUGAUUUUGAUCGUGCUUCUCUUCGGGUUCGUAGUUGGGGCCCUGACGAUUGUGGCCGCGGAAGCGGUCGGAGUGUAUUUCGUCAUAAAUUGGUUGGAUCAGAAGACCAAAAAGAAAGAGGCCCAGAUAGCGUCACAAACGCAAGACUCUCUCCGGGAACUUGAUCCCUAUCAAUCCCUCGAUUUCGCUAACAACAAGAAGGGGAUAAUAUGGUUUCUAGAACCAGAAAAGAUUCCGAGAAAUGGGCUGGACAAAGGACCAAAGGAGCAAAAGAAAAAGAAGGAUUUCUCCGAGGUUUUUCCUGUUAAAAAGCACGCAAAAAUCAAGGACCAAAAACUCUGUCUGACUGAAUUAGAUGGUUCGCACAAAGCUGCUAUUGAGCUUAAAGGCUGCAUAAUUGAAGCUGUUUCAGCAUCAAACGUAUCUUCAAGAAAAUGGGCCAAAAAGUUACCCAUAAGAUUGGAAAGCAAGAACUCGGUACUUUACAACGGAAGUAAAACAUUAUACAUUUAUCUUGAGACUUCCUGGGAAAAGGAAUCAUGGUGUAAAGCCCUCCGUCUAGCUUCAUGUGACAAAAAAGAAAGAGUUGAUUGGUUUGCCAAGCUGCACAAAGAAUUUCAUAGUUACUUGACAACCUUAAAUGCAGGAUAUCCUUCGUUUAUGAAACCUUCAGUAGGGCUCUGUGCUGAGCCAGUAGAUCAGAUAAAUAGGCCUGAUGGGACUUCCUCAAAGUUGCGCCUACUUUUGAAGAAAAUUGCAAAGAAAACUGCUAGGGGUGGUGUAGAAAAUAAGUCAAACGUCACUUCAUUAUCAGGCCGUGUAGACAGAAAGGCAAGUGAGAAAAUUCGCCCAUUCCAAGAGACAGUAGCAGCUACUGGCUUGGCGAAGAGAUCUAAGAGUGAAGAAAAUAUGGUUCAACAAUUAUCAUCAACAUUUUCUCAUUGUGGAAGCCAAAGUCAUACCUCUGUCAUCUCUGACGCAGAUUCUGAUGAUAAGUUUGGUAAUGAUGAGGGCACACUCUGUUGGAAUUUGUUAAUUUCACGGCUCUUUUUUGAUGUGAAAGGCAAUACAGAGAUUAAAAGAUCUCUACAAUCACGGGUGCAGAGAACACUGUCCAGUAUGAGAACCGCCAGUUACAUAGGUGAAGUCAUUUGUACUGGGAUUGAUCCUGGGAAUCUCCCACCUUACAUUCAUGGUAUGAGGAUUCUUCCAAUGGACAUGAAUGAGGUAUGGGCGAUAGAAGUUGAUAUCGAAUAUUCUGGUGGCAUGCUUUUAGACAUUGAAACAAGACUUGAAGUUCGUGAAUUAGAUUUCCAGAAAGGCUUGGUGGAUUCAGAUCCAGGAUCAGGCUCUGUUGGGGAAAUCUCCUCAGAUCUUCUUGAAGGUUUUGAGUUCUAUGGAAAGCAGUUGAGUCCUGCUGGAGGGACAGUUGAUGUGCCAGAGCAGGAGGAAGUUUUUAUUGCAGAUGGAUUGAAAAGCUCCAAAAGCAAUAUAUCAGCAUCAUCAUCUGGUUCCAGGUGGAAGUCUAUUCUGGAUUCCAUCGCCAAACAGGUUUCACAGGUGCCUCUCUCUUUGGCCAUAAGGGUAACAUCCCUUCGAGGAACAUUGCGGUUGCAUAUAAAGCCACCUCCUUCUGAUCAGCUAUGGUUUGCUUUCACAUCCAUGCCUGAUAUUGAUUUUAACCUGGAGUCUUCUGUUGGGGAACACAGGAUAACUAAUGGCCAUAUUGCUUUAUUCCUGGUCAGUCGGCUUAAGGCAUCAAUCCGGGAAAGUCUAGUGCUUCCGAACAGUGAAAGUGUAUGCAUUCCCUGGAUGAUAGCAGAAAAGGAUGACUGGGUACCAAAGAAGGUUGCUCCAUUCAUGUGGCUUAACCAAGAUGCAAUUAAUGAGCCCACCAGUGGGCGUGAGGUACCCACCUCCCAAUCUUGUGAAGCAGAAACCAAGACAGAAGUUAGUAGGGGAACCUCCAGUGAUCCAGAAAGCAAGAAACAAAAACCCAAGAAUUCUGAAUCAAUCAGUGAAUCUUCUGAUCCAUUAUCAACUUCAACAAGGUCAGUUCAUAUCAGUGGCAGUUCGCAAGAAUUGAGAACCCCUCUUUUGUUAAGGAAUGAUGAACCACAAGAAACUUGCAAGCAGGUAGAGGAAAUCCCAGAGAGUCAAUCAACAUCUAGGUCUAUGAUUUCAUUUGAAAAACAGGACAGUACCACUGACGAUGAUGAUUCGAGGCCGAAGAGAGUGGGGGGGAGAAGAGCAAGGAUGCUUGAUUUUAGUAAGAAGGUGGGUGAGAAAUUGGAAGAAAAGAGGCGUCACAUUGAAGAAAAGGGUAGGAACAUUGUUGAGAAGAUGCGAGGACCAUGAAACAGCCAGAACAUAUGGAAUUGGCAGCAAAUACCAUUGUUCAAUGGAGGAACCUGAUCUUAACCAGGUCUCUGUUGCUUAAUUCGAUGGUGAUCUUACUUUCACGAGUAAUUAAUAUUUCAAGAUCCCCUUGAAUAUAGAAAGUCAUGUGUGAUUCUUCCUUGCAGGACAAGGAUUUGUUGCACAUGGUCCUCAAGUUUACACUGCACAAUAAAAUAGGAAUAUAAUAGAUUAGUAUUAGCUUUACUGUAAGAAAUACUUGUUUGACAUGAAAGCUGAAUAUACUGUUGAGCUUGAAAAAUGAGCUUCUUUCUGUUAUAACAAGCAUGUUGUGCUUUCUCAUUCUUUACUUGCAAAAUAGAUAAAAUGAACAGCAUCCAGAACCUUCACUGUAAUAUGAUUACAAAUUGAACUUCA
Molecule: messenger RNA, 3114 nt
Organism: Alnus glutinosa
Lineage: Eukaryota; Viridiplantae; Streptophyta; Magnoliopsida; Fagales; Betulaceae
Exons: 7
Coding region: 331-2697 (788 amino acids)
Cellular component (GO): endoplasmic reticulum
Molecular function (GO): lipid binding
Source: RefSeq, a predicted model, not a curated record